CUACCGUACUCCUAAUCCUAUUUUUAGUUCAUUCGAGCCACGAAGGGUCGACGCUCUCCGUCUCGCAGCAAACGAACAAGAACAAGAAGAAGAAAGAAGAACGAAGAAGACAAGUAUGCAUUGAUCCCAAGACGCGCCAACAUUGAUGCACUUUGGAAUACCUAAGAAUCUCCAACAAAUAGAAAGCAGACCGCCAUGAAGCAGCUUCACAAGCAAUCAAGCAUCAGAAGGGACGAGGAGCUCCCCAGCUCCCAGAAGUCCCCAUAUUCUCCCAAGGCCUUCAAACCCAGAUCCCUACCCAGAUCCAUCAACUACCUCUUCAGAGAACAACGCCUCUUAUUCAUUCUCGUCGGGGUUCUCAUUGGCUCCACCUUCUUCAUCCUCCAGCCUACUCUCUCUCGCCUCGGCACCGCCGACCCAUCUCCCACCAAUCGCGCCACCAUCCCUAGAUCCUACGACCAACGCCGCCUUGACUCCGCCGUCUAUCAGAGCCGAUCUUCCGCCAAGCUGGUUGGACGCGUACCGGUGGCGAUCGGGCGCCGGAGGCUCAGGAUUGUUGUCACUGGUGGUGCUGGAUUUGUUGGGAGCCAUCUUGUGGAUAAGAUUAUCGAUCGUGGCGACGAGGUUAUUGUUAUUGACAAUUUCUUCACUGGGAGGAAGGACAAUUUGGUGCACCAAUUCUCGAAUCCAAGGUUUGAGCUCAUCCGCCACGAUGUGGUGGAGCCGAUUCUCCUGGAGGUGGAUCAGAUCUAUCACUUGGCUUGCCCAGCUUCUCCGGUCCAUUACAAGUACAACCCCGUCAAGACGAUCAAGACAAAUGUGAUGGGUACUCUUAAUAUGUUGGGCCUCGCAAAGAGGGUUGGGGCAAAGUUUCUGCUCACGAGUACCAGUGAGGUAUAUGGUGACCCUCUUGAGCAUCCACAGAAGGAGACUUAUUGGGGAAAUGUUAAUCCAAUAGGUGAAAGGAGCUGCUAUGAUGAAGGAAAGCGGACAGCAGAGACCUUAGCCAUGGAUUAUCACCGAGGUGCAGGUGUUGAGGUGCGGAUUGCUCGCAUCUUUAAUACAUAUGGGCCUCGCAUGUGUUUGGAUGAUGGACGUGUUGUUAGCAAUUUUGUUGCUCAGGCCAUUCGCAAACUGCCCUUAACUGUGUAUGGUGAUGGGAAACAAACUCGGAGCUUUCAAUAUGUUUCUGACCUGGUUGAAGGACUAGUGGCUCUAAUGGAAGGUGAGCAUGUGGGUCCUUUCAACCUUGGUAAUCCCGGAGAGUUCACCAUGCUAGAACUUGCUGAGGUGGUCAAAGAAACAAUUGAUUCGAGUGCAGCCAUAGAAUUCAGGCCAAAUACUGCUGAUGAUCCACAUAAAAGGAAACCAGAUAUUAGCAAAGCGAAGGAGUUGCUUAACUGGGAGCCAAAAGUUUCUCUGAGAGAGGGAUUGCCUGUCAUGGUGAGUGAUUUCCGCAAUCGAAUUUUGAAUGAAGAUGAAGGAAAAGGGCUGUGAAUGAAGAACUGACAGAGACACCAAUAUGUAUAGUGUGAAGAGCAUACAAGUAUGUUGUUGAUCCAUUUUAUCACCAUCAGAAAUUCUAGAAGUAAGGCAAUAUAGGAAGGAGUUAUUUGUUUAUUUACAUUUUAUGCUUGGAGAGCAACGAUUCUACAUUAUUUUCACAAGUUUUGUAGUGGUUAAAUGCUGAAUUGAAUUGACAGUUUUUGCCAUCUAGAUAUGCGUAUCUAGAGCAAUUGGUUGCUGUCUUUCCCCGUCUGUUUUGGGUUGAGAUUUCCUUGGCAAGGAAGAGAUACUUAAGGUCGGUGGAUUGGUGCCUUUGCUUUUU
Molecule: messenger RNA, 1828 nt
Organism: Tripterygium wilfordii
Lineage: Eukaryota; Viridiplantae; Streptophyta; Magnoliopsida; Celastrales; Celastraceae
Product: UDP-glucuronic acid decarboxylase 1
Exons: 7
Coding region: 196-1497 (433 amino acids)
Biological process (GO): D-xylose metabolic process
Cellular component (GO): cytoplasm
Molecular function (GO): NAD+ binding; UDP-glucuronate decarboxylase activity
Source: RefSeq, a predicted model, not a curated record